Coniosporium apollinis CBS 100218 is the source of this 2454-nucleotide messenger RNA. RefSeq lists its product as uncharacterized. NCBI's taxonomy places the organism in Eukaryota, Fungi, Ascomycota, Dothideomycetes. Gene Ontology annotation, cellular component: nucleus. Gene Ontology annotation, biological process: rRNA processing. Gene Ontology annotation, molecular function: RNA helicase activity; ATP binding; nucleic acid binding. The coding region runs from base 1 to 2454 and encodes 817 amino acids. The transcript has 2 exons. The record is from RefSeq and is a predicted model, not a curated record.
AUGGCACCGGGAGGCAUUACAGGCCGCACGAGGCCUACAAAGCCGAAGAAGCAGGCCCGGGCACAGAAGCGCAAGCGGGACGAUGUGGACGUCGAGAAGCUGGAGCAGGCGGUUGCGGAGCUGGACCCGAAAGGAACAUACAAAAGCUUCGCAGACCUGCCCCUCUCAGAGUCUACCAAAGCCGGCCUGAAAGCGUGCCACUUCGCCGCCCUGACUGACAUCCAGGCCAAAGCUAUACCGCUGGCGCUGAAGGGAAUGGACAUUCUAGGCGCAGCAAAGACAGGCAGUGGAAAGACUUUGGCAUUUCUUGUGCCGGUGCUAGAGAAUCUAUACCGUGCGCAGUGCGUCGGCGCGGAUGCUGGACUGAGCGCCAUGAUCAUCUCGCCCACCCGAGAGCUCGCGAUCCAGAUAUUCGAGGUUCUGCGCAAUGUCGGCAAGAGAGGCCAUCUGUUUGCCGCGGGUUUGAUUAUCGGUGGGAAGAGCUUGCAGGAGGAGCGAGACGCAUUGGCAAGAAUGAACAUUGUGGUGUGCACACCUGGUAGAAUACUGCAACACUUGUCGCAGACAGCAGCUUUCAACGUGGACAACCUUAGGAUGCUGGUGCUGGACGAGGCGGACCGUAUCCUAGACAUGGGCUUUCAGCGCGACGUCGAUGCUAUAGUCGAGUAUCUCCCCAAGGACCGGCAAACCCUCCUGUUCAGCGCCACACAGACGAAAAGAGUGUCCGACCUCGCCCGCCUGAGCCUCAAGGAACCGGAAUACGUCUCUGUCCACGAGUCCGCUUCAACCGCCACGCCCCAGACGCUCCAGCAGAACUACAUCCUGACGCCUCUCCCCCAAAAACUCGACACCCUGUGGUCCUUCCUCCAAUCCAGCAAAAAGUCCAAAAUAAUCGUCUUCCUCUCCUCCGGAAAACAGGUCCGAUUCGUCUACGAAGCUUUCCGACACAUGCAGCCCGGCAUUCCCUUGCUCCACCUGCACGGUCGCCAGCGUCAAACCGCCCGGCUAGACAUAACCUCCAAAUUCGCCGCAGCCAAGCACUCCUGCCUCUUCGCGACCGACGUCGCAGCCCGCGGCCUCGACUUCCCCGCCGUAGAUUGGGUCGUGCAAGUCGAUUGCCCCGAGGACGCCGACACCUACAUCCACCGCGUGGGCCGCACCGCGCGGUACGAGCGCGACGGGCGCGCGGUGCUGUUCCUGGACCCGAGCGAGGAAGCAGGCAUGCUAGCGCGGCUCGCGGCGCGCAAAGUGCCGAUUGAGCGGAUCGGGGUCAGGGAAAAGAAGCAGAGCUCCAUUAGGGAUCAGCUGCAACAUAUGUGCUUCAAGGACCCUCAGCUCAAGUAUCUAGGCCAGAAGGCGUUUGUGAGCUAUGUAAGGAGCGUGCAUAUUAUGCGGGAUAAGGAGGUGUUUAGGCUCGGGGAGUUGGCGCUAGAGGAGUUUGCGGCGAGUUUGGGAUUACCCGGGGCGCCGAGAAUCAAGUUUUUGAAGGGGGAUAAUGCGAAGGAGUUGAAAAAUGCGCCCAGGAGGGGCGUGUCUCCAUCCUCUGAGGAGAGUGAGGAUGGGGAACAAAAGGGCGAGGAGGAUGCCGCACCGCAGAAACCGAAGCCGAAGAAACAGGAUGCGGUCCGCACAAGAUACGACCGCAUGUUCGAGCGCCGCAACCAGGACGUUCUGGCGGACCAUUACACCAAACUCGUCAAGGACGAUGAGGACGGCUUUAAUGGAGACGACCAGGCCCCUGAAGACGACUUUUUGAGCGUCAAGCGCCGUAUAGCCGUUGACACCGACACCGAUACCGACGCCGACGCCGAUCCCGAGGACACCACCCCCACCGCUCCACCUGCGGAAGCAAAGAAAACAGUCCGCAUUCCCGGCGCCGCACAGGCCCUUGUUAUCGACUCCAAGCGCCGCGAAAAGCUGCUGAAGAGCAAGAAGAAACUGUCGAAGCUGAAAGGGGGGAACAAGAAACUCGUCUUCGAUGAUGAGGGCAACGCGCACGAGAUCUACGAGCUUGAAGAUGAAGAGGCGUUCAGGCAGCGCGGCGCGCCGGAGGAGCAGCGGGAGAGGUUUGUGAGGGAGGCGAGGGAGAGGGUUGGCGUCGCGGAUGUGGGGGAUAAGGCGCUCGCGAAGGAGAAGAAGAGGGAGAAGAGAGAGAAGCGGAAGAGGAGAGAGAGGGAGGAGGAGGGUGCUGGAGGGGUUGAGGUGGAGCGAGAUGGCGAGGGUGCGGACGCUUUUGCGGACUUCGUGAGGGAUACGGCUGGUUUGGUGGAGGAAGGGGGUGAUGAGGAGGAACGGCCACAGAAGAAGAGGCCGAAGAAGUGGUUUGAGGAUGAAGACAGCGAGGAAGAGGGAACGAGGAAUGGAAAGAGCAAGCGGCGCAAGGCGGCAGAGCGGGCUGAACCCGAAACGUUGGAGGACCUGGAGGCACUCGCCUCAGGCUUACUCGGUGCUUGA